Molecule: messenger RNA, 971 nt
Organism: Heterobilharzia americana
Lineage: Eukaryota; Metazoa; Platyhelminthes; Trematoda; Strigeidida; Schistosomatidae
Source: the annotation of a GenBank genome assembly
CUCAAAUCAAUUCUGAAAGCCAAGGACACGCUAAGUUCACAUUUUCGCCUCGUAGUGAUGUCGGUAUAUCGUUGUGUUUCGUUUUUCACCUCUGCAUUAUCUCGGGCUGUUCCUAGAGCUUAUUGUGCCGCUGUAAAUCACUUUAUGUGUUCGCAUAAAGUUUUGAAUCGCGCUUGCUUCACUUCACGAAGCUUCUCAGUCAAGACUGAAGGUCUCCGUACUAAUGGCAUUGAAAAUGCUCAGGAACCUGAAUGCCGUUCAAAAUUUAUUGUAGGAUAUGAUGAAUUAUGCUCUCAAAUUGCGGAAGGGAAUGUCCAGUUGUUUGACGUAAGGAAUUCGAGUGAUGUAGAAUCCACUGGCAGCAUUCCGGGUUCCCUUAACAUUCCUCUCGUAGAAUUAAAGAAAGCUCUCAGCCUCAGCGAGAGUGAGUUCUCUGAGAAGUAUGGUGUUUUAAAACCAAAAACGAGCGACCCCAAUAUUGUCUUUUACGGGUUGUCAGAUGUAUCAGCGGCCAGUGCGUGUGAAUUGGCACAUAAUCUCGGCUUUAAAAGGGCCAAGUAUUAUCCAAAAGGCUGGAGCGAGUGGUCAGUAAUAAACGGGAAGCGGUGAGAAAGCUAAUAAUCUCUGUAAAUUGUCUGCAGUUAAAGUCGAAACAAUCUGACUUCACUGCACACUUCAGUAUAGCUAGUCUUUGAUCCCAUGGGAGUUGAUCACAAGAUCUCUUCGGUUAUGUUCUACUGUAAAGUCUGCUUCAUGUAUUUUGUUUUGUUUGGUCAUUUUAACGCCUAUUUUGGUCCUUGCAUUUUCAUUGAGCGUUAGUGUAGAAAUGCGGCUGAUUAGUCAUAACUGCGUCAUAGACUCACACAAAGACGCAUAUUCAAUUUGUUCUAUCUUUCCACGUUUCUUUUUUAACUCAAGGUCUUGUAUAUCGUCCUGCUGUAAAGAAUAAAGCUUUGUUGAAUUAGUUGUUC